AUGCGAUUCUACGUUUGUGCUGCCCUGUUUGCGGGCAUAUGCGCUGCUUUCCAGACUGUCUUGACGUCGGUGCAUGCACCACAAUACUCAAUUCGUGUACGCCGACAGAAUGACUCGGUUUGUGCAGCUCGCUCGCCCCAAUAUACCGGAUGGCUUGAUUUGACUGGCGGGCCCGGCGACUCCAGUAUGAUCGGUCUCUUCGAGGAGAUUGGGCCCUGCCGAAUCAACGAGUUUGGAAAUGGAACAGACUACAAUCCCUGGGGCUGGUCGCGGAACUCGUCUCUGCUCUUCGUGGACCAGCCUGUGGAUACUGGAUUCUCCUAUAUCGACGACGGUUACGAACUGCCCAGCGACUCACAGGAGGCAGCAAUUGACAUGCACCGUUUUCUGCAGCUGUUUAUCACGGAGUUUUUCCCUGAAAGGGAACAUGUCCCUGUGCACCUGGCGGGCGAGUCCUAG
Molecule: messenger RNA, 459 nt
Organism: Aspergillus puulaauensis
Lineage: Eukaryota; Fungi; Ascomycota; Eurotiomycetes; Eurotiales; Aspergillaceae
Exons: 2
Coding region: 1-459 (152 amino acids)
Biological process (GO): proteolysis
Cellular component (GO): fungal-type vacuole
Molecular function (GO): serine-type carboxypeptidase activity
Source: RefSeq, a predicted model, not a curated record